AUGUUUCGGAAGGGGCUAAUAUGCAUUGCAGUUGUUACUGGACUAGCUGCAGUGUGUACUGGACGUGAGUUGCGUGAAUCCGAAUCUUUCCGUAUCAGCCGAGAAUUCAAGGAUGUAUGUAAGUAUUCCAAGGAACCGAUUGCCCUACGACGAGACGGUGUUUUAAUUGUAGCAGGACAGAAUGAAACUGCAGCAGGACCUCCAAGAGAGUCCAGCUUCGGGGUCUUCUGUGUGUUCUUAUACUGUAUGAGCAAGAGAGCAGAUACAAGAAGAAAAGAGAAUGAGAUUUCAAUUGCUCAGAAAGAAUCGCCUCGCAAACUUGCUCCGGCCUAUGCCAUAAGAGAAGUGAGGCCGGAGGGUGGACACCAACAGCUCGUGUUCUUUGCCAAAGACCAUGAAACGUUUAAACUAGAUGAUCUCUUAGCUGCCUCGGCUUAUUUACAAAGCCAAAGCUCUUACACCAGCUUCUACAAGGUAGUACUUAAGAACAAUGCCACUUAUGCUGUCAAAAGAUUGAAGAAAUUGCAGGUGAGUUUCGAAGAAUUUGGCCAAACAAUGAGGCGGAUAGGGAACUUGAAGCAACGGAACAUUCUUCCUCUUGACGGUUACCGUUGUACGAACGAUGAAAAAUUACUGUUCUACAAGUACCAGAGCAAUGGGAGCCUCCUAAACUUUCUACAAGGCUACAUUGAGGGUAAAAAUGAAUUCCCAUGGAGGCUUAGACUCGCAAUAGCUAGAGGAAUUGCAAAGGGAUUGGCAUUCAUACAUCAGAGUUUCAAUAACCAAGAAAGCAUUCCUCAUGGAAAUCUAAAGCUCUCAAAUAUACUGUUGAGUGACAACAUGGAACCACUGAUUAGUGAAUAUGGGAUUUCAAGGCUUUUAGACCCCAAACAGAGUUCCCUCUUCUCUUCCAACGGUUAUACGGCACCGGAGAAAAGUUUAUCUGAACAAGGCGAUGUUUUCAGCUUCGGGAUUAUCCUACUGGAGCUGCUAACCGGUAAAACCGUGGAGAAAACCGGAGUCGACCUUCCUCGGUGGGUCGGGUCGAUGGUGAGAGAAGAAUGGACCGGAGAGGUGUUCGACAAGGAUGUCCCUAGAGCUGCAAUGCAGUGGACAUUUCCUUUGCUAAAUAUCGCUCUCAUGUGUGUAUCACAUUUGCCUCAAGACAGACCGACUACAGCAGAAGUAGAGCAGCAGAUCGACAAGGCGUUGCUUGCGCAUGAAGACUGUUCGGUUUCGUCUAUGUCGUCGUUGGCAUCCGGCCACCAGGAUUGUUGUAUGCUUCAUAGUGUCAUACCCGAGACAUGGGACACACCGGGAUCGAACUAUUAGCCGAUAUUUCAAUAUGUUUUUAGAAGAAAUAAAAUCCUGUACCACUGAAGACCUUCCAUGUUAAGCUAAACAAGACUUAUCUAUCCAAGCCCUUUAAAUGAAAUACAGAAGCCAUUAAGCCUAUGUACAAAUUGAGGGCGAGAACAGAAUUAUAAGUCAUGUUACUAUCAUAAUAAACGUGACAAAUAU
This is a messenger RNA of Hibiscus syriacus, 1521 nucleotides long. RefSeq names its product probably inactive receptor-like protein kinase At5g41680. The transcript is spliced from 3 exons. Gene Ontology annotation, biological process: protein phosphorylation. The coding region runs from base 1 to 1332 and encodes 443 amino acids. Gene Ontology annotation, molecular function: protein kinase activity; ATP binding. The record is from RefSeq and is a predicted model, not a curated record. Lineage: Eukaryota; Viridiplantae; Streptophyta; Magnoliopsida; Malvales; Malvaceae.